UGGCUCCACCCACAAGGUUAAGGUAUAAUGUAUUAUCUCACGACAGUAUACAGAUUUCAUGGAAGGCUCCAAGAGGGAAAUUUGGUGGAUAUAAACUUCUUGUAACUCCAGCUUCAGGCGGAAAAACCAAUCAAUUGAAUCUCCAGAACACUGCGACUAAAGCAAUUAUUCAAGGUCUUAUGCCAGAGCAGAAUUACACAGUUCAAAUUAUUGCAUACAACAAAGACAAAGAAAGCAAGCCUGCUCAAGGCCAGUUCAGAAUUAAAGAUUUAGAAAAAAGAAAGGACCCAACAAAGCCCAGAGUCAAGGUUGUGGACAAAGGAAAUGGCAGUAAACCAUCUCCACCAGAAGAAGUAAAAUUCUUCUGUCAAACUCCAGCUAUUGCUGACAUUGUCAUCCUGGUUGAUGGUUCAUGGAGUAUUGGAAGAUUCAACUUCAGGCUGGUUCGGCUUUUCUUAGAAAACCUGGUGACAGCAUUCAAUGUGGGCUCAGAGAAGACACGAGUUGGUCUUGCACAGUAUAGUGGUGACCCCAGAAUAGAAUGGCACUUGAACGCUUUUAGUACAAAAGAUGAAGUGAUUGAAGCUGUCCGAAACCUUCCAUACAAGGGAGGAAAUACUCUAACAGGUCUUGCUUUGAACUACAUUUUUGAAAAUAGCUUUAAACCAGAAGCAGGUUCAAGGACUGGAGUCUCCAAAAUUGGCAUUUUAAUCACAGAUGGAAAAUCCCAAGAUGAUAUUAUUCCACCAUCCAGAAAUCUUCGUGAGUCUGGUGUAGAACUGUUUGCAAUAGGAGUGAAAAACGCAGACUUGAACGAGCUGCAGGAGAUUGCCUCUGAGCCUGACAGCACUCACGUGUACAACGUUGCUGAGUUCGAUCUGAUGCACACGGUCGUGGAGAGCCUAACAAGGACUGUGUGCUCCAGGGUAGAAGAACAGGACAAGGAGAUCAAAGCCUCAGCCCUUGCCACCAUUGGGCCACCUACAGAGUUGAUUACUUCUGAAGUCACUGCAAGAAGCUUUAUGGUUAACUGGACUCAUGCCCCAGGAAGAGCGGAAAAAUACAGAGUUGUGUAUUAUCCUACCCGAGGUGGAAAACCAGAGGAGGUGGUGGUAGAUGGAAGCAUAUCUUCCAUCGUGUUGAAAAACUUGAUGUCUUUAACUGAAUACCAAAUAGCAGUCUUUGCAAUAUAUGCCCACACUGCUAGUGAAGGCCUGCGGGGAACUGAAACCACACUUGCUUUGCCUAUGGCUUCUGAACUUGAACUAUAUGAUGUGACUGAGAAUAGUCUGCGUGUCAAAUGGGAUGCAGUGCCUGGGGCCACAGGAUACCUGAUCCUCUAUGCUCCUCUCACAGAGGGUCUGGCUGGAGAUGAAAAAGAGAUGAAAAUUGGAGAGACACAUACUAACAUUGAGUUGACUGGAUUGUUCCCCAAUACUGAAUACACAGUCACCGUGUAUGCCAUGUUUGGAGAAGAGGCCAGUGAUCCUGUGACAGGACAAGAAACAACAUUACCUUUAACUCCACCAAGAAAUCUGAGAAUCUCCAAUGUUGGCUCUAACAGUGCUCGAUUAACCUGGGACCCAACAUCAAGAAAGAUCAGUGGUUACCGAAUUGUUUAUACCAGUGCAGAUGGCACUGAAAUCAAUGAGGUUGAAGUUGAUCCCAUUACUACGUUCCCUCUGAAAGGCUUGACGCCCCUAACGGAAUAUUCUAUUGCAAUUUUCUCCCUCUAUGACGAGGGCCAGUCUUUGCCUCUGGUUGGAGUUCUUACCACGGAGGAAGUUCCGGCUCAGCAGUACUUGGAAAUUGAUGAGAUGAAGACAGACAGUUUUAGAGUGACCUGGCAUCCUCUCUCAGCUGAGGAAGGGCAGCACAAACUCAUGUGGAUUCCGGUCUAUGGCGGGAAGACCGAAGAGGUUGCCAUAAAAGAAGAGCAGGACUCUUAUGUUAUUGAAGGCCUGGAGCCUGGCACUGAAUAUGAAGUUUCCCUGUUGGCUGUACUUGAUGAUGGGAGUGAGAGUGAGGUGGUGACUGCUGUUGGGACCACACUUGACAGUUUUUGGACUGAACCAGCCACAACCAUAGUACCUACUCAACCUGUAACUUCAGUUUUCCAGACAGGAAUCAGAAACCUGGUUGUAGAUGAUGAAACCACUUCUAGCCUGCGGGUAUCAUGGGACAUUUCUGGUGGCAAUGUGGAGCAGUUUAGGGUGACCUACCUGACAGCUCAAGGGGACCCUGCAGAAGAAGUGGUAGGAACGGUGAUGAUACCUGGGAGCCAGAACACUCUACUGCUGAAGCCUCUGCUUCCAGAUACGGAAUACAAAGUCACAGUGACUCCCCUCUACACAGACAGAGAAGGUGUCAGCGUCUCUGCCCCUGGAAAAACCUUGCCAUCCUCUGGUCCCCAAAACUUAAGGGUCUCAGAAGAAUGGUAUAAUCGGUUACGCAUUACAUGGGAUCCUCCAGCUGGCCUUGUCAAGGGCUAUAGGAUUGUCUACAAACCUGUCAGUGUUCCUGGCCCAACACUGGAAACUUUCGUGGGUGCUGAUAUUAACACCAUUCUUAUCACAAACCUCCUCAGCGGAAUGGAUUACAAUGUGAAGAUAUUUGCCUCCCAGGCUGCAGGCUUCAGUGAUGCUCUGACAGGCCUGGUGAAAACAUUAUUCUUGGGUGUGACCGAUCUCCAAGCCAACCAGAUUGAAAUGACCACCUUGUGUGUUCAAUGGCAGGUACAUCGUCAUGCCACAGCCUACAGGAUAGUUAUUGAAUCCCUCCAGGAUACACAAACACAAGAAUCCACUGUGGGAGGAGGCACAAACAGGCAUUGCUUCUAUGGACUUCAACCUGAUUCAGAAUAUAAAAUCAGUGUUUACACAAAGCUCCAGGAGACUGAGGGACCCAGUGUGAGCAUAAUGGAAAAAACACUGUCACUUCCUACUCAACCACCAACUUUUCCUCCAACCAUUCCACCAGCAAAAGAAGUAUGUAAAGCUGCCAAGGCAGACCUGGUGUUUAUGGUAGAUGGAUCCUGGAGCAUUGGAGAUGACAAUUUUAAUAAGAUCAUCAACUUUCUGUACAGUACUGUUGGAGCCCUGGACAAGAUUGGUGCAGAUGGAACGCAGGUGGCUAUGGUUCAGUUCACUGAUGACCCCAGAACAGAAUUCAAACUAAAUGCUUACAAAACCAAAGAGACUGUUCUCGAUGCAAUUAGACACAUUUCAUACAAAGGAGGAAAUACAAAAACAGGAAAAGCAAUUAAGUAUGUCCGAGAUACCUUGUUUACUGCAGAGUCAGGUACGAGAAGAGGCGUCCCGAAGGUUAUUGUGGUUAUCACUGAUGGAAGAUCACAAGACGAUGUGACCAAAAUCUCCAGGGAAAUGCAAUCAGAUGGCUACAACAUUUUUGCAAUUGGUGUGGCUGAUGCGGAUUACUCAGAAUUGGUUAGCAUUGGCAGCAAGCCCAGUGCACGCCAUGUCUUCUUCGUGGAUGACUUUGAUGCCUUUAAGAAAAUUGAAGAUGAAUUAAUUACUUUUGUCUGUGAAACUGCAUCAGCAACCUGCCCACUGGUGCACAAAGAUGGCAUUGACAUUGCAGGAUUUAAAAUGAUGGAAAUGUUUGGUUUGGUUGAAAAGGAUUUUUCAUCAGUGGAAGGGGUUUCUAUGGAGCCCGGUACCUUCAACUUGUACCCAUGUUACCAACUCCACAAAGACGCUCUGGUUUCUCAACCAACCAAGUAUUUGCAUCCAGAAGGAUUGCCUUCUGAUUACACAAUCAGUUUUCUAUUCCGGAUUCUUCCUGACACUCCACAGGAGCCAUUUGCUCUUUGGGAAAUUUUAAACAAAAAUUCUGAUCCACUAGUUGGGAUCAUUUUAGACAAUGGUGGGAAAACUCUAACAUAUUUCAACUAUGACCGCCAUGGGGAUUUUCAAACUGUUACUUUUGAAGGACCUGAAAUUAGGAAAAUUUUCCAUGGAAGUUUUCACAAGCUACAUGUUGUUGUCAACAAGACUUUGGCCAAAGUGGUUGUUGACUGCAAGCAAGUGGGCGAGAAGGCAAUAAAUGCAUCAGCUAAUAUCACUUCGGAUGGUGUAGAAGUACUAGGGAGAAUGGUUAGAUCAAGAGGACCAAAUGGAAAUUCUGCACCAUUCCAGUUACAGAUGUUUGAUAUUGUAUGUUCUACAUCAUGGGCCAACAAAGACAAAUGCUGUGAACUUCCAGGCCUGAGGGACGAUGAGUCCUGCCCAGAUCUUCCACAUUCUUGUGCCUGUUCUGCAACCAAUGAAGUAGCUUUGGGACCAGCUGGCCCACCAGGUGGUCCAGGACUCCGAGGACCAAAAGGCCAACAAGGUGAACAGGGUCCAAAGGGACCAGAGGGCCCUAGAGGUGAAAUAGGCCCUGCAGGACCUCAGGGUCCCCCUGGACCCCAAGGACCAAGUGGUCUGUCUAUUCAAGGAAUGCCUGGAAUGCCAGGUGAAAAAGGAGAGAAAGGAGAUACUGGUCUUCCUGGUCCACAGGGUAUCCCAGGAGGCGUGGGUUCCCCAGGGCGUGAUGGCUCACCAGGCCAGAGGGGAUUUCCUGGAAAGGAUGGUUCCUCUGGCCCUCCAGGACCACCAGGGCCAAUUGGUAUUCCUGGAGCCCCUGGUGUCCCAGGAAUCACGGGCAGCAUGGGACCACAAGGCGCCCUGGGGCCUCCUGGUGUCCCUGGAGCAAAGGGAGAGCGAGGUGAACGAGGUGAUCUGCAGUCUCAAGCCAUGGUGAGGGCAGUAGCACGUCAAGUAUGUGAGCAGCUCAUCCAGAGUCACAUGGCCAGGUACACGGACAUCCUCAACCAGAUCCCCAGUCACUCCUCAUCCAUCCGGACCAUCCAAGGGCCUCCUGGGGAGCCAGGGAGACCAGGCUCACCUGGAACUCCUGGUGAACAAGGACCUCCAGGUGCACCAGGCUUCCCAGGAAAUGCAGGUGUGCCGGGGACCCCAGGAGAACGAGGUCUAACUGGUGUCAAGGGGGAGAAAGGAAAUCCAGGUGUUGGAACUCAAGGUCCAAGAGGUCCCCCUGGACCAGCAGGACCUUCUGGGGAAAGUCGGCCUGGCAACCCUGGACCCCCUGGCUCUCCUGGACCAAGGGGCCCCCCAGGUCAUCUGGGGGUACCUGGACCACAAGGUCCUUCUGGCCAGCCUGGAUACUGUGACCCGUCCUCGUGUUCUGCCUAUGGUGUGGGAGCUCCCCAUCCAGAUCAGCCGGAAUUCACCCCUGUGCAAGAUGAGCAGGAAGCUAUGGAACUGUGGGGAUCCGGGAUCUGACAGCUUCAGGAGACACUUGAAGACCAACAGCAAGACCUCUCAAGGAACUACACUUAAGAAAAUGUCGUUAUGUGGUUUGUAUACUACUCUGCAGGGGCUUGUUACAGCAGCCUGAGUCUCCUCCUUGGAUAAUGCUGAUGUUGCUGUUAUUAUUAACAAAACAUUAAAUUUUAAAAAAUCCCCUUAAUCUAUUGACAUUAUCAAAAUAAUUUCUCUUCUCUGAUAUUAAUGACAUGCCAGAUAAUUUGUUUCAUCCAAAGAAGAUUGCUCAAAGAGAAUGGGGAAACAUAAGUUGAAUCUUUCCUAUGCUAGAUGAUCUCAAGCUCUAAAAUGAACAAGAUAGAUAUGAUUGUGUUAGAAGGAAAUGGGGCCCCAGCAGCUGAAGAAUGAAUCCAAAGAGAUUCACAGAUACCAUUUCCCCCAGCCUAUGGGAAUGACCUUGCCGAUGGUGCAAAGGAUGAUCAUUGGUGAAACUACCUCUUGCUUCAUGAUCUGUCACUCUGAGAUCACUUAGUAACUGGUUUCUCCGGUAUCCAAAAAUAAGUGUUAGAAUAUAACCUUUUUGGACUUGAUAAUUUAAAAAAACAGAUUUAGUUUUUUGGUGUUUUUAAACUCAUGUUAAGUAAUGACUUCCCACUGGUUCUGAUGAAAGAUACAUUUUUGAUAAUUUGUCCAGAAGUAUGUUCCAGGCUUGCCUCUCCUUAUCUACAGGGAUUCUUUUGAACAUGGAGAUAAGUUUUUGCAGAUCUGUUUGUUUUCUCUUUUAUAAGCAAAUAAAAUUUU
Castor canadensis (American beaver) is the source of this 6089-nucleotide messenger RNA. NCBI's taxonomy places the organism in Eukaryota, Metazoa, Chordata, Mammalia, Rodentia, Castoridae. The record is from RefSeq and is a predicted model, not a curated record.